Trichoderma reesei QM6a is the source of this 1895-nucleotide messenger RNA. Its product is annotated as glycosyltransferase family 22. NCBI's taxonomy places the organism in Eukaryota, Fungi, Ascomycota, Sordariomycetes, Hypocreales, Hypocreaceae. Gene Ontology annotation, biological process: GPI anchor biosynthetic process. Bases 3 to 1895 code for a protein of 630 amino acids. The transcript has 4 exons. The record is from RefSeq and is a predicted model, not a curated record. Gene Ontology annotation, cellular component: endoplasmic reticulum membrane. Gene Ontology annotation, molecular function: alpha-1,2-mannosyltransferase activity.
CCAUGGCCGGCCACAGACGCGCCCCCUCGGCCUCGCUCAAGGGCAAGCCGCGUCUCUCGCCCGUGCCGCUGCGCGACAUCUUCUUCAUCCGCCUGGUCAAUGCCUGGUGCCUGGCCACCUUCUUCCAGCCCGACGAGUUCUUCCAGGCCUUGGAGCCGGCCUGGCGCCUCGCCUUUGGGCCAGAUAGCGGCGCGUGGCUGACGUGGGAAUGGCAUCACCAGCUCAGGUCCUCCCUCCAUCCCCUCCUCUUCUCCGCCGCCUACACCAUCGCAGACCGUCUGUCCGCCAUCAUCCCGCCAGGCUCCGCCAUCCGCUCCGUCAUUGUCGUUGCUGCUCCCCGCGUCCUACAGGCCCUGAUUGCGGCCCUAGGCGACUGGUACACCUGGCAUCUUGCGGCCCACGUCUACGGCUCCGACAGCAACGUCUCCUUUUUCGCUCUCUUUAUGCAACUCCUCAAUCCCUGGCAAUGGUACUGCUCCACCAGGACCUUCUCCAACUCCCUCGAGACAACCCUCACCGUCAUGGCCCUCACCUACUGGCCCUGGCAGCUCCUCGGCGCCGCCCCCUAUUCCAUCAAGGAAAACGCCGCGCCCUUCAACGUCCUACGCGGCUCUAAGCUCUGGAGCCUACGCGCAUCCCUCUGCCUCGCCGCCUUGGCCGUCGUCCUGCGCCCGACCAACGUCCUCAUCUGGCUCACCAUCGUCUUCCUUGCCCUGACCAGGAUCUCGCUGCAAGGCAACUCCCCUCUGAGCCUUUCCACCGUCGUCAUCCUCUUCAGAGAAGCUCUGCUAUGCGGCUCUCUGGUGGUGGGCCUCUCCGUCCUCGCCGACAGGCUCUACUUUGGCUUCUGGACCUUCCCGCCGUACAACUUCCUCAACUUCAACAUAUCAAAGUCCCUGGCCGUCUUCUACGGCCGCAACCCCUGGCACUACUACAUCCUCCAGGGCAUCCCUCUGCUGUGCACCACCAGCCUCCCCUUUGUCGUCCCAGCGCUCUUCAAGCCUUCGUCCAAGACGCCGACCCAGGCCAACAUCCUUCGCACGCUCUCCUACACCGUCUUCACCACCGUCGUCGCCCUCUCCCUCAUCUCCCACAAGGAAGUCCGCUUCAUCUACCCUCUCCUCCCGGCCCUCAACGUCCUCGCCGCGCCCCGAGCCGCCUCCUUCUUCACCUCCAUAUCCGCGCCGCCUUCUCAAUCCUCCGGGACCAAAUCUCCCACCAACGUCCGCCGCGCUCGCCUCCGCAACAAGCCUCUCCUCCUCGCCGCCCUGGGCAUCAACGUCCUCCUCGCCGGCUACCUCUCCUUCCUCCACCAACCCGCCCCCCUGACCGUCCUCUCGUUCCUCCGCAAGCAGUACGAGCGCAUCCACCCCUCCGCCGUCCGCCUCGCCCACGAAACCCACUACCGCUCCUCCUCCUCCUCCCCCCCUCCCCUCAACGCCACCGCGGCUGAGGAGGACCCCAACCCCGAGGCCCUCUUCGCCCUCUUCCUCAUGCCCUGCCACUCCACCCCCUGGCGCUCCCACCUCGUCUACCCGGGCCUCUCCGCCUACGCGCUCACAUGCGAGCCCCCGCUGCACACCCAGCCGGGCACCCCAGAGCGCGACCUCUACCGCGACGAAGCGGACCGCUUCUACGACGCUCCCGUGUCCUUCUUGCGCGGCGAGCUCUUUGCGCCGGGAAACCCCGUCGUGCCCGUCCCGCGGUACAUUGUCGGCUUCGAAGGCGUGGAGCCCUGGCUGCGCGAGUUUCUCGAGACGACGCCCGAGGGCAAGGCGUUGGGCGUGUCGGAGCUCAGGAGGGUGUGGGCGGGGUUCAAUGGCUUCUUCAACGAGGAUUGGAGGAGGGCUGGGUAUAUGGUUGUUUGGGAUACGGGAGUUUAUGGGGAGGUUUGA